Messenger RNA from Dicrocoelium dendriticum, 1092 nucleotides. The record is from the annotation of a GenBank genome assembly. Lineage: Eukaryota; Metazoa; Platyhelminthes; Trematoda; Plagiorchiida; Dicrocoeliidae.
AUGACUCGGCUAACUGAAAACUGCGGGAAUUCAGUUCUGCCCAAUGACCAGCUGCUUGUGAUCUCUUGGCGUUCUUACCACCCAGUUGGAACUCCGGACCGGAAGGAUAUUACAGUUGCAGUUACAGAUUUCCUUACCGGAACUUCAAGUACACCUUCCAUAGCGACAACCUCAGUCAUUGAAUCACCUGCGGACGCCGAAUCUUCUGUCUCUCCACCCCGAACCAUUGCGCUUGAUAUCACCCGCGUUAUAGAGAAACAGAUAGAUUCGGUCAUCGACGAUUUCCACCGGCUCAAACUCGUUCGUGAGAUAGGAAAAAACUGGGAUCUAUUCUACAAACGAAAUGGAGCACGUUUUUUUAAAGAUAGACAUUGGUCCACUCGUGAAUUCGGAGACCUGCUUCCUCUAUUCCCAAAUCUUACGCAGAGAAUCGCUCCUUGGUCCAUUCUUGAAGUCGGAUGUGGUGUUGGGAACUUCUUGAUACCCCUUUUGGAAGAUCUGCUUCUCGACGGAAGACAAUCCACGUCACUUGCAGAUGUUGACCUAUCCAUGAUACACGUUUUUGCUUGUGAUAUUUCCAUACGCGCCAUAUCCCUGCUCCGCGAACGUGCUGCCGAGUGUUCCCUGCCAUGCACAGCCUUCGUUUGUGACGUCUGUCAGCCGGAUUCUCUGAAAACUUCCCUACUUCAAAGUCAGUCCGACUCAUCCCAUUCGUUGUCCCAAGUCGAUGUGGUCACCUUAAUCUUCGUCCUUUCCGCAGUCAGUCCAUGGAAUAUGGUCACCUUUUUAAAAAACAUUGUCAGUGUGCUCAAACCCGGUGGACGCGUACUUUUACGGGACUACGGUUUACACGACCAUGCUCAACUUCGCUUUGGUCGGGGCACCCGCUUUCUACCGGAAGUACCUGCGUAUGCACGUCAAGAUGGUACUCUCACGUAUUAUUUCUCGGUUGAAGAACUGAAUGACCUAUUAUUGACAUCCGGACUCCACACUCUACGCUGCGAGUACAUUUACCGACAGCUGAAUAACGUAGCCGAGGGUAUUUCUGUCCAACGGGUCUUUGUACAAGCUGUCGCAGAGCGUCCCCUAUAA